Messenger RNA from Echinococcus granulosus, 519 nucleotides. RefSeq names its product Ankyrin repeat domain-containing protein 39. The coding region runs from base 1 to 519 and encodes 172 amino acids. Gene Ontology annotation, biological process: positive regulation of protein catabolic process; protein ubiquitination. The record is from RefSeq and is a predicted model, not a curated record. The transcript is spliced from 3 exons. Gene Ontology annotation, molecular function: protein binding. Lineage: Eukaryota; Metazoa; Platyhelminthes; Cestoda; Cyclophyllidea; Taeniidae.
AUGGGGGAGCGUCAUGUCUGUCAGAUACGCGCGACUCCAUGCUCCCAGACACUGGAAGAGAUGGAUUUUGAACGAGGUCCUUGGAAUUGUGCGAUUUUUGGUGAAACUGACCGCCUCCUUCAGCUGCUCGGACGUGGUGUCGAAGUUGAUUCUCGGGACUCUUUUGGAUUUACACCGCUGCACUAUGCAGCGAAAAAUGGAAAAUUAGAAAUUUGCAAAGUACUCCUAGCCCACGGGGCGAACGUCGCAGCCACAACUCGUUGUGGCAAAGCGACUCCACUUCACCGAGCUGCCUACAGUGGCAACUUAAGUAUUGUCCAACUGCUCUGCUCCCAUGCCAAACAAAAUGGGGAUGUGUCACUCGUGGGUAUGCUAGACGCUGAUGGCCAAACAUGCCUGCACGCCGCAGCACGAGGAAGCUCAUCCCCCGUAUUCCACUGGCUCUCAAAUGAAUAUCCUGAACUUGUUCCGAUCCGUGAUAAUGCUGGCAAAGCUGCUGGCGAGCUCUUGCCUCAAUGA